Messenger RNA from Hibiscus syriacus, 936 nucleotides. RefSeq lists its product as uncharacterized. The transcript has 2 exons. NCBI's taxonomy places the organism in Eukaryota, Viridiplantae, Streptophyta, Magnoliopsida, Malvales, Malvaceae. Bases 1 to 936 code for a protein of 311 amino acids. The record is from RefSeq and is a predicted model, not a curated record.
AUGCGGUAUGCAUUGAAUAUAAGUUGUGAAUAUAUAUCAAAGAACUUGUUUGGGCUGCUGUUCAGUGAUAUUUGGUUAUUUAAAGAUUCCCCUGUUAAUAGGCCUAAACCUUUCAAAUUUUGGGCUGCUCAUCCUAAUUUCUUGAAUGUAGUUAGGCUCUCUUGGCAUCAUGCUGUUCAUGGAAAUCCAAUGACUAUUCUGUUUUCUAAACUUAAGAGACUCAAAGUCAGCCUCAAAAGUUUCAACAAGGAAAAUUUUAGCAACAUAUUGGACAGAGUAAAACUCAAGAGACUAGAGUUGGAACAACAGCAAAUUCGCACUUUGAAAGGUGAGGAUAGCAUAGUUAAGGAAAUUGGUCUCCAAGCGGACUUAAAUUCUCUGGAGGAAGCUGAAGCAUAUUUCUUUAAACAGAAAGCUAAGGUUCAGUGGAUUCGUGAUGGUGACAAAAAUUCUAAAUUCUUCCAUUUUAUAGUUGCUUGCAGAAAUAAACGUGAUACUAUACGGGUUUCGGUGGAUGACCGUGGUUGCAGGCUUGAAUCUUUCGAUUCAAUGUCACAAGAAGUGCUCUCUUUCUACACCAACUUGCUUGGCACUGUUGACUCUUCUUUAAAGGAGAUUGAUCCUAACCUCCUCAAUGAUCUCUUAAAUUACUCCUUGCCUCCUGAAGCUGCAACCAGUCUUAUUAGGGACGUUACCGAUGAAGAAAUCAAAAAGGCCAUCUUUGGCCAAGGUAAUGAUAAGGCCCCGGGUCCGGAUGGUUUUACUCCCUUAUUUUUCAAGGAAACCUGGCAUAUUGUUGGGAAGGAUGUCAUAGCAGUUGUCAAAUUUUUCUUUACCAACAGCUUCAUGAAUUCAUCUUUAAAUUCCACGGUUAUCGCUCUUGUCCUUAAAAUUCCUAACCCAAUCUGCUUUCAUCAGAGGAAGGAAUAUUAUUGA